CAUGCAAAGCGCUUGUUCUGGUGUUCUGGCGCGAGCUCGUGCACGAGCAGCGGCGUGGUGUUUGGGUGUACCUGAACGGCGUCUUAUUUUAACUUUUUUUUUCCGUCUGACGAAUAUCUUAAGUGAAAGAUUUUUUUUUUUUUUUUACCUUAGUGUCGUCUUUCACGAAAGCGUGAAAGGUAAGUUAUUUAAAAAGAAGAUAAAACUUUUUUUUUUCUCUCGUCGGACUUCCGCUGAUGACAAACGAAGAGACUGCGCCCAGGUCGACAUGGCAGCAGUACUGCGUUUGGAGGGUCUGAAUGAUGAAGCAGGACCUGAAGACAUUCGCAGGUUCUUUCAUGGCUUAACCAUCCCUGAAGGACGAGUCCAUAUCAUCGGUGGCAAGACAGGCGAAGCGUUUAUCUUCUUCCAUUCAGAGCGAGCCAGACAGUUGGCCAUGCUGCAUUCUGGAAAAGCUCUCCGAGGGUCAACCGUUACCCUUUUUAAAAGCAGCGUGCCUGAGUUUAAGCACAAAAUGGAGUUGACGUUGAGGAAGAGGAAACGUGCUUCGACGGAAUGUAAACCUGAGCUUCAGACCACGAAAGAGCUUUACAAAGGUCUGUUGCAUGUUGUUAAAGGAUUGCAAUUUUCACCAGUUAGUCCAGUCACCAAUCGAGACCAGUCUCCACCAGUUAAUCCCAUGCAAUUAGCAAAUACACCAAACUUGGGUGAGGAUGUCCUCGAAAAGAGUCCCAUAGCAGACCAAAGACAGCCCGUUAAAAAUGAGGUAAGGGCUGUGGAAUCAAUGAUGCACCAUGUGGAGGAGCAACAAGGUGGAGUGAGAGAGGUCAGGUUCUGCAAACCGGGUUACCUUUGGCUUUACGGCCUUCCAAAUACGAUCACCAAAGAGGAAGUCUUCCAGUUUCUUGAAGGACUCAAAGUGGUGGAUGUAAUAACGGGUAUGUUUCAAGAGCAAAGGCAUUGUUGUCUAGUGAAAAUGGCCAGUAUUAAGGAUGCUAAAGAGGGCCUGAAAUACAGCUUAAAAAACCAAAGGGACUUAGGUUUCCAAGUUAAGGUCAGACUGGCCCAUGAAAGAAUGUGGGAAAACGCCAUGAAGCUCCGUGAAAAUUCCUCUUCUAACACUUUCUCAGAGCUGGACAGAUUCUCUCCUGAAAGGCAUUUGCUCAAGAAUUCUCCAGGUACGAGAUCCUUUUCAUCUCCGGGCUCACCAAAACGGCGCCGCUCUAACUCUCCGUCUUAUGAUACAGAGCACUACGUCAUGGUGAGGAACCUUGCUAAAAAUAUUACCAAAAGUGAGAUAAGGCACAUGUUUGCAUGUCCUCACAUACCAAACAGUAAAAUCCUGCAUCUGCUAAACAAAUGGAAGGAACGAACAUCUACUGCCUUUAUAAUAUUUUCCCAGUCAGAAGACUAUACUUCAGCCAUGAACAUGAAUGGCACCGUGAUGCACUCGAAAAAAAUUGACGUCUCCUCCAUUACCAGGGAAAAAAUGAAAGACCUGAUGUAUCAAAACCAAUACGCCGAAUCGGAAAGGCCACGGCCUGGCAGCUCCCAAAUUCUGCCUGCCCUGUCUUGCAUCUACGCACGGAACUUCCCCGCUGAUGUGAGCAGAGCAGAGGUGAAGGACUUUUUCAGAAUGUAUAACAUCGGCGAAGAGGACGUCAAAUUGCUUGAGGAUGAAAACGGCAACGGAAUUGGCGAGGCUGUUGUUCAGUUUGCAUGCGAGGAACAUGCCAGAGAGGCUCUUGGUCUUCACGGAGAGCGCUUCAGGCGAGAACCAGUUCUGCUUGCCUGUAUUUCACCGCAACAAAUGAAGGAAAUCUUGCACAAGACUCGAUGAACUCACAAUUUGGGGCAUCCUAGUUUACGCUAUGACGCAGUGCCUUUUCAAACAUGUAGAAGAAGGACGGGGAAUAUCCUUUGGACAAUCAGUUUUGUUUUGGGUUUUUUUUACAGCAAAGGAAGCACUUGCAUUAACAUAAAAUGUAUAUAAAACUAAAAAAAAUUCUCUGGGACUGAUUGAAUAUUAAUGAAUGUACAAAAUGCCAUGUGAUGUAACAUUUUUCCAAUGCUAUUGAAAUGGCAAUUUAUGUAUCUGUAUAUUACUGUUUGCACAAUAAACCAAAAAAUCUUUAAAUAUCA
Hemibagrus wyckioides is the source of this 2142-nucleotide messenger RNA. RefSeq names its product RNA binding motif protein 12Ba (gene rbm12ba). The transcript has 2 exons. Lineage: Eukaryota; Metazoa; Chordata; Actinopteri; Siluriformes; Bagridae. The coding region runs from base 2 to 1840 and encodes 612 amino acids. The record is from RefSeq and is a predicted model, not a curated record. Gene Ontology annotation, molecular function: RNA binding. Gene Ontology annotation, biological process: regulation of RNA splicing. Gene Ontology annotation, cellular component: nucleoplasm; ribonucleoprotein complex.